Molecule: messenger RNA, 2254 nt
Organism: Rhincodon typus (whale shark)
Lineage: Eukaryota; Metazoa; Chordata; Chondrichthyes; Orectolobiformes; Rhincodontidae
Product: calcineurin B homologous protein 3-like
Exons: 6
Coding region: 313-795 (160 amino acids)
Source: RefSeq, a predicted model, not a curated record
GAAAUACAAUAUUGAAACUUAGUCAACACUGGAAGAAGCGAGGAAUUAUUCAAACAGAUCUUGAGCGGUAGGACCCAGAGGAAUCCCUCACUGGCACGAUAGGGAAGUGUCGAAAAGGACAUUUCAUUAUCGCCAGUGAUUGCAGUUACAUUCUACAGGACACCACUAACCGAAGCUACCAAUUGGUUGUGUCUGUUGAUCAGAGCUUCAACUGAUUCCAGGAGACGCGAAGCGCCUGUGUCCUGGUCAGUUUGCUCCCUAGAACUUUGUGAGUUUUGAAAGGUGUGAUCUGCUGAAGGCAAAGAAGAGGUGAUGGGGUCUACACCUUCGCUGCCUGCCUGGGAGAUUCGCAACCUUGCGAACACAACCGGCUUUACUUCAGAGCAAAUUGAAAUCUUGCACAGAAGAUUCUUGCACCUAACGGAUGGGAAGGCUACAAUGUGCAAAGAUUGUUUUGAUAACAUACCAGAUCUGGACUGUAAUCCCAUUAAGUCAAGAAUUGUCAAUGCAUUUUUUGAUAGGAGAAACUUGGGGCAACAAACGAGUGGAACAGUUGAUGAAAUCACGUUUGAAAACUUCCUGACUACUUUAUCGUUUUUCCAACAUAUGGAUGACAACCACACAAAAGAGGACUUAGAAUACUACAAAAAUGAAAAACUGCAAUUUCAGGAGCCUGAACAACUGUACGAUGGAAUAACCUUUGAUGACUUCCUUAAGAUAAUGCAGGAUAUGAAGAUAGAAACAAAAAUGCACGUGCGUUUUCUUAAUAUGGACACUACUGCCAUUUGUAAAUAGUAAAAAUGCAAAUCCAGAUUGCAAAGAAUCCAAGUCAACACAAUCCCACAUGAAAAUCUUUAAUUUUUAACCACGAAGCAAACAAAUUAUUUCAGCCAUUAUUGAAUAGAUUGAUACACACAUAAUUCCACUCAAACUAGUUCAGCUCAUCUUCAUUUUAUAACUUAUUUACUACAUUUUUAUGCUUGGCAAGUACACAGUGUUUUAAGUUUUAGAAUCAAGAACUAAUGUAGUUCCCUCCUGAAUUGAUCAGUGCUACAAUUUCACAGCUUUUUUGUGAACAUAGCUUUCUUUCCUUUGCCUCAUUAAAUGUUGUACUAGAUGCUACAUAAACUACUAUAUUAGAUCUCAAGCAUUUUCUGUGGUUCUAAUAGGUGUAUCCAGCUUAAAAUUUGAAAACAAAAUAAUGUAGAUUCCCGACUCUCCUCUUUCGCCCCCUCUGCUCCCUUUUCCCAUUUCUCUCUCCCUCACUUCCUCCCCUCUCUUACCUCCACUUAAAGGCAAACAAUGUUUUUACGUUUUAUUAGCUGUCCCCAUUCUUCCAACUAAACUGCUCAAUUUCCCAUACUAUUGAUAGCCUGCUGUUCAAUUUACUGUGGAAUUUAAACAAGCCAACAAACCAAGGCUGCUAAUCUCAUUACUUAAAACAUCAAUUAUGUUGUGCUGAAAUAAUGCAAUGGCCCUUCCAGUAAUCUAACAACAACCUGAAUUAAUAAUUAAUAUAAAAAUUAAUAAUUUUAAAAAAGCCCUUCCUUUCAAUCACACAAGUGUCAACAUACUGAGAAACCAGUUCCACAUGACCAAAAUUAAUCUUUGAAAGCAAUUACAAUUGGACCAGCUAAAUUACAAACAUGCACAUUAGACCAACUAUUUAUUUAUGCUACAAACUACUGUUUUGCUCUGACAUUCCUUACCAGCAAUAUCAGUUCCUGCUCUAACUAAAUUUAAACCUGAACUAUGCUGUCUUCAAUGUUUUAAUCUCUGAUCCUGUCUUUAUAAUGUGGAUAAGUCUGUGUCCUUUUGUAUACAUUAUUUAUUUUUCAUUUCCUCUGUGGAUUUACCCUCCCUUCCAGCCCAAAGAACAUGCAAUUAACUUCUGGAAGGCUUAGCCUCUCCAUCCUGGUACUGAUUCUUCGGCAGGGAAGUAAGUACAAACCAGCCUCGUCACUUGUAAAUCCUUUCUGGAAUGAAGUACCUAGAUUUCAUUUAGCAGCUGUCCCCAAAAUCGAUUUGGAAAACACUGUACUUUGAAUCCACAUUGUAUCAAUGUUAUGUCAACAGUGCUCUGUGACUUUAUCAGAUUGUAUUCACUUCAUUAUUUUGAUAGGUUGCACUUACAUCUAAAAUUAAUAGUACAAAGGUAUAAAGUAUCCAAUUCUCAGUAUACAGAAAUGUCUUUUCAGGAUUCAACAACGUAUCUUUAUAUAGACACAUUAUUAAAGAUUCUUUUCAAUAAUUA